CGGAGUGAAAACGGAACGGUGCGCGCACUGUGCAUGGCGACGACGAGCACGACGACGACGAGCACGGCCGAUUCGGAGUAUUCUUGAUGUCAGUCGCGAACCUCACCUCAGUCUCAGUUUUGUUUACCGUGUCCUCGCGUGAACACCGGAGCGGCUUACGACGUCCGAGUCAUGAGGUCCCGCGUCCUACCUGCUAUCGCCAUCCUGAUCCUGAUCGAGGCAGCCGACCCUGGUGACGGCAUAUCGUCCGCUACAGUGAAAAGAUGGGCGCACAGAUUGGGUUUCGAGCUGUCGCAGCUGGGCACGUACGUGACCAACGUGGAAAAGUUCCACGAGAGCUACAAGCAGGCGACGGUGAAGCCACGUGAUGGCAACGCUCUGGUCCACGAGAUCGCUAAAGACAUCAAGGCCAUGAUGGAGUCCAAGAUAUCGGCUAUCAAGAGAAUCAUGGACGUCGCGGAGACCUCGGCUCUGUCCGCGCCGGACGUCGAUCCUCCGAAAAACUACAACUUUACAAACGCGAAGAACAACACGAUCGAAGUGAGGCACAGUAAUCAUUUCGGGGGCCAAGUGAACCUGACCAUGUCGGCGGUCCACGUGCCUACGAACGUGUACGAGCGAGCCUCGAACGUGGUCAGGGCGAUCAGGUGGUCCGAGGAGCUCGACAAGACGUUCAUCAACAACUACGAGCAGGACCCGUCUCUCUCCUGGCAGUACUUCGGCAGCGCGACGGGAUUCAUGAGACAGUACCCGGCCACGAACUGGUUCAUGGAACCCGUCGAUCUGUUCGACUGCAGAACCAGGAGCUGGUACAUCGAGGCUGCCACCAGCCCGAAGGACGUUCUCAUUCUGAUCGACACGUCCGGCAGCAUGACCGGGAUACGCAGAGAAAUAGCUAGGCACGUGGUGAACAACAUUCUCGACACACUCGGCAACAACGAUUUCGUCAACAUCAUCACGUUCUCCAACGAGACCAAAGAGGUAGUGCCGUGUUUCAACGACACUCUGGUCCAGGCGAAUCUGGCGAACGUGAGGGAAUUGAAAAGGGCGAUCAUGAACCUCGACACGGAGAGGAUCGCGAAUUUCUCGUUGGCCUUGACCACCGCGUUCGAACUGCUCGAGAACUAUCGGAUCGAGAAAGAAGGCGCCAGGUGCAACCAAGCGAUCAUGCUGAUAACGGACGGGGUUCCUUACAACUACAAGGAAAUAUUCGAGACGUACAACUGGCGCGACAAUCUGGAGGAACCGUACAAGGCCGACAUGCCCGUUCGGAUAUUCACUUAUCUGAUCGGCAGAGAAGUGAACGACGUGAAGGAAGUCCAGUGGAUGGCUUGCGCCAACAGGGGUUACUUCGUUCACCUCUGCACCCUCGCCGAGGUCAGAGAAGAGGUACUCAAGUACGUUCCCGUGAUGGCACGACCGCUGGUCCUCGGUCGUAACGAUCACCCGACCAUCUGGACCCCGGUUUACGCGGACGUGACGGACCCGAAGAUAACCGACUGGCUGUGGGAGCAGAGGGAGAGCGAGGAGCAGAGGGAGCGGUUUCUCAGGAAGCGAAGGGAGAGAUUGUUCAAUACCGAGAAGCGGGACCGGAAGUUCGUGAAGAAGCAGAAGGAGUGGCACGAGCAGGGCAACGAGCUUCAGAAGUACAGGCUGAUGACCUCGGUCAGCAUGCCGGUGUUCGACCGGCGGGAGAACGCGAACAUCACAAGGCAGGUGCUGGUGAACGAGGCGUACUGGGUGACAGAGACAAGAGAGACACGGAUCGCCGAUCUCCUCGGUGUCGCGGGCACGGACGUUCCCAUCGAGGAGAUAGAGAAGCUCAUGAUGCCGCACAUGCUCGGCGUCAACGGAUACGCGUUCAUCGUGACCAACAACGGAUUCAUCCUGAUACACCCUGACCUCCGGCCGGUGUUUCAGAGUAUUCUGAAGCCAGCGUACAACAGCGUCGACAUGGCCGAGGUCGAAUUGAUGGACUCCGAUAAGGAGCCCAGAGACUUUGACGAAGGACUCAUCAUGCUUCGAGACGAUGUAGUCAAUCAAGCGAACGGUAGCGUGACACUGCACACCAAGUAUCAUUAUGAUAACAUGAGACGCGUGGGAAGAGUAAAGAGGAAGUACGACUACACCGGUAUACCGAACACUCCGUUCACGGUGGUGGUCAGUCUUCCGGAACACGACCACACCGGAAGUUAUCGCGUGCACGCAACCGAGGAUAUACACCGGUCGAACGUCAGCGGCAAGAAAGUGUCCGAUUACUUCUCUGGCACGAACUGGCGGGUGCAUCAAGAUUGGCUCUACUGCAAAUAUCAUUACGAGGACGAGCGAUCGUUCGACACCCCAGAAGCGCAGUUGCUGCACUUCCUGGAGCGAACUCGCCAGCCAGGCUGGCGAUGGAACGACAUGAAACAGCCGUCCCAGCCGCCAGAAUAUUCGGCCGGAAACGACACCGAUCGCAAAUCUAAACCCACGCCGUACAAAGCGGACAAGGACUCGUACUACUGCGACAGGGACUUAUUGAUGAGUCUAGUAUUCGACGCAAAGGUAACCGAGUGGUUUUCAAAUCCCAGCACUGCACGCGUAGAGAAAGGACCUUUAGCUAUGCUGAUGAAUCUGCUGCCCAGGAAAGACUUCCAACAACGCUUCGGCGUAAGGCUCGCCUUCAUGGCUACUCGCAGUGGCCUGACGAGGUGGCAGGAUUUUCUUCUGGAUAAAGAGAGCACCAGUCCCGAGGAUCAUUUCAGUAAGCGGUACGCAGGGGCCAUCGACGAGGUCUGGUACAAGCGGGCGGUGGAACAGUACUAUGUUCAACCGGAGAGUUUCGUGUUCUCCGUGCCAAUCGACGACGAGGGUGCCGACAACACCACCCUCGUCACCGCCAGUCGUGCCAUUUUCAUCGAGACUGACAAAGCGAAAGCGCCAGCAGCCGUGGUCGGGUUCCAGUUCCAACACACCGCUCUCCAGGCCCUGUUCCAGAAUAUAACGUUCAGCUGCGACGGUUCCAGAAGCUGCAACGCGAACUGCGGCGCGGACCCCUACGCUUGUUACUUGCUCGACAACAACGGAUAUGUGAUCGCGGCUAAAGACGAGUCAGACGCGGGCAAAUUCUUCGGGAGACUAUGGGGACCGAUCAUGUCCAGUCUGGUGAAGGAAGGAGUCUUCGAGAGGAUCAGGAUAUUCGACUAUCAAGCGGUCUGUUUCAAGAGCAAGGGUGGUAGCAACGACGCGAGCAUCUUGUCGACGCCGUGGAAGCAUGCACAGAGGAUGGUCUCGUGGCUGAUCGGCCAUGCAGCUUGGGCCUGGGCGAACGCCGGUAUAUGGAGUUCCGAGCACGCGGAGGCUUACGCUUAUCCGAACGAGGAGGAGAUCGUUCCUAAGAACGACCCAGAGAACGAAGAGAAACGACCGGUCGACGCGAAAGACGAGAAACUGUUCGAUCAGAAGGUUCUGAUAAAUCGCACGCGACCGGAAGCUUGCGACCAGGAGGUGUAUCUGUAUCUACGAAACGCGUCCUUCGACUCGAAGUCGUUCGACACGGAACUCGACAUCGGGAACUGUAGCAAGAAGUCGUACAUCGUGCAACCGGUCGACUCCAGCAACAUGCUGCUCGUGGUCGUGCACAUGGACUGCAUGGAGGCGAGAGAGCCCGCGUUAACCAUUGUCCCCGAAGAGAUAAUGUACGAGAACAAUUCGCUGGUAUGCCAAAAGGCACAGACCACUCUCAAGCGGAAGAGACCUCAAUCGUGCAUACGGUCACACCCGAGGGAAAGCGAGAUCAAGGAUCUCUGCGGCUCAGCUUCGAACGCGGCGCCGAACGUCUACCUGAUUCUACUGCUCUCAAUGAUUUACGCUCUGACCACCCAGAGAAUCGUCUUUGACCAACGUCGCUCUUCGAACACAAGCCGCUCGUUUCUGUUAUCGAACGAUUCGGUUCCUUCAAUUACGCCAACGCGAGUGGGUCUCUCGAGGAGAGACAUUGAAAACGUCUCGCGAGAUUUCCGUUGCCAACGUAUCGAGAGUCGUUAAAUGUCGGAGGGGUACAAUUCGAGGGGAAGUUCCCUUUAAGUGCUGACUAUAGUUACCGUGAUUCUCGAGACGUCUAGUAUCAUACUUUUAGCGAAGCUGUAACAGGGAGAAGUUCUUCGAGUCCAAAUGCUGGUACUUUGACCACGACCGCAGGCAGGGUCUGCGUUCGCGUUAACUUUGUCCUCACGAUCGUUCACGUGAUUUGAGGAUCGUGAUACGGGAUCGGGGUUGAUCGAUGUUCAAACUACCCGUGAAUCGGUGCCGAACUAGUCCUAAAGAACGACCUUACUGCCCGAUACGCGACGCGACAUUUACUCCGUACACGCCCCUGCUCCCUAGCUUCUGUCCGUCGUCUCGCGCGUUCGACUCUCAUGGUGCUCAAGUCGUGCAGUCUGGCUACUGACGUCGAUUGGAUCCGUUACGAAUCGUUUAUCUGUCGUGAGAGCUACUCGAAGACUUUGCAAUUGCAUUUCUUUGUUUGUACGAUUAUUAUCUGAAAGAGAGCUGCUACGAGAUCGAAGAUAAUCAAAAUUUUGUAAAUCGUCAAGCGUGGGACAUACCGCCGGUAGUCACUCGGAGAAUCGAGGCGCAGAAGCGACAGCUAGCUCCGGUUUGAUUGCGUGUAAUGCGAGUUUAAUAACUCAAGAGCGGUGCAAAGGACCAAGUUGAUUCGCGCGAGAAACGCUCGUAGGUAGACGGAAGUUGCGAUGGAAUGAUGAAAUCGCAUUUACCACGAACUCAAUUCGCCACUGGUUCGCUCAGUCGCUUGUCUUAAUACGUGUCGACCGUUUGGGUAUUAGAUAGAAUUUUGCGGAGGAGGAGGAGGAGCAGGGUCAUAUGCUGUAUCGGCGUUCAUGCGUUUACGAUAUACUAUGAGAAGACGUUCACGCGUACAUAUAAAUAAGUACAUUUCGCGCUUUGUACAUUAAUCGAUUGUAAAACGUGUCGUUUCAUAUUUAUAGAGAUUACGGAUAUUAAUUUUGUAUAUUAAUGUAUUAUACGAGAGUUACGAGGAUGUGUGCCUUUGGACACGCGGGGUUGAAAAGAGGAAAUAUGACAAAGUUCUUGUUGUAUGUUUUUCAAAUAAACGAUUGAUACCUCUACUUCGUCGGCACUCUGCUACCUUGGAAAGAGAAACAGAAACGACAAGAGAUUUUCGCCUGUGAAACUAAUGGUGUUACUUGCGUUACACAGAGUUUAUUACGAUUUCCUAUGUACAAUGGCUUGCCUAUGUAAAACGAGAACGUUUCUCAUCAAAACGGCAAAUGUUGAAAAAACAGA
Messenger RNA from Ceratina calcarata, 5307 nucleotides. It is a transcript of the gene stj, whose product is annotated as voltage-dependent calcium channel subunit straightjacket. Gene Ontology annotation, molecular function: voltage-gated calcium channel activity. The record is from RefSeq and is a predicted model, not a curated record. Gene Ontology annotation, cellular component: voltage-gated calcium channel complex. NCBI's taxonomy places the organism in Eukaryota, Metazoa, Arthropoda, Insecta, Hymenoptera, Apidae. The transcript has 19 exons. The coding region runs from base 172 to 4026 and encodes 1284 amino acids.